Williopsis jadinii is the source of this 1011-nucleotide messenger RNA. Its product is annotated as rhomboid family protein. Bases 1 to 1011 code for a protein of 336 amino acids. Lineage: Eukaryota; Fungi; Ascomycota; Saccharomycetes; Phaffomycetales; Wickerhamomycetaceae. Gene Ontology annotation, cellular component: membrane. The record is from RefSeq and is a predicted model, not a curated record. Gene Ontology annotation, molecular function: serine-type endopeptidase activity. The transcript has a single exon. Gene Ontology annotation, biological process: proteolysis.
AUGACUUGGGCACAACUCAUUCACAAGUAUACACCGUUUACAUACCUUGUGAGUGUAGCUGACUGUGUGGUAUUCAUCUACCAGCUAGUACGGAUGUCCCAACUGACAGGCUCUGCAUUCCAAACAGAGCCCUACUUUAACCCGAUGCUGGGUCCUUCGACGUAUUCCCAGAUCAGCAUUGGGUCCAGGUUCGAACCGUGUAUGCUACCAGAAGAGUACCUGAGCUGGGAAGUGCUAUGGCCUUGUCCCAACUCAACAACAACAGAUACACAGGUGUGUUCGUUGAUGGAAUUAUGUGGGUUGCCUACAGACACCAACGAUCUCGUGGGACCCGCACAGAGCUGGAGGCUGUUAAGUGCGUGUUUCCUCCACGCAGGGUUCAUCCACAUCAUCUUGAACCUGCUACUGCAGCUCACCAUUGGAAGGGAGGUGGAACGUCUCAUUGGGACAAUCAGGUACAUGGCUAUAUAUCUCCUGAGUGGUAUAUCAGGCAACUUGUUCGGGGUCAAUUUUGCAGGUAACGGUGUUUCGAGCUGUGGCGCCAGCGGUGCCCUGUUUGGAGCAAUUGCAGUCAAUCUACUACUGUUCACUCUACACAUCGACAGGGCCAAAGUAGCCCACUACAGGCUUGUCGUUGGUGUAUUGGUUUUCGAAAUCGUUGCCUGUCUCGUGUUGGGUCUACUACCUGGGCUCGACAACUUUGCGCAUAUAGGAGGGUUCAUCAGCGGGCUGCUACUAGGAAUCACCAUUCUGGAGAACCCACGGUUCAUCAAGAGGGACCCCACGAGGACAUUCGCACUGCUGAAGAGCUACAGCAACUGCAAGACAAGGCUGUUUUGGUGUUGGACGUGUCUCAGGGUGGUUUGUCUGGCUCUUUUGGCCGCGUGGUUCAUUGGGCUCGGGAUCAGCUACCGCAACGGCGGGGGUGACUGUUCGUGGUGUAGAUAUCUCAGCUGCUUGCCUGUCAACGGCUGGUGCGAAUCCACCGAACUGUCGACAACGAGCGGGUAA